AUGGGUGACGCGCCAUUGUCACCGGAGCAUGUGCUCGUUAUUUUCUAUCAGACGAUGCCAGCAGAACUGAAGGAGAUUAUCCGACACAAAUUCUCCGAUGCCGAGGUUACUAUUUACCACUCUCAGGGAGAUAUCCCUGUUCCAUCUGAAGUAUACCAAAGGGCCACCAUCCUUGCGACUUUCAGCGACCUUCCAGAUCUCAAGGACUCGAAGAACCUUAAACUAAUUCACACGUUCUCUGCUGGCGUGGAUCAUCUUUUGCGACAUCCAAUUUUGCAAGAAAGUAAUAUCCCCAUCACUACAAGCUCGGGUAUCCAUGGUCCUCCGAUUGCAGAAUGGACCGUGAUGAAUUGGCUUAUAUCUUCCCGGAAAUACGUCAAGGGAUAUGAGGCACAGAAAUCCCACCUAUGGGAUAAGGCUGCGUACAAGCCAGGUAUUCAUGAUCAAGUGGGCAAGAAGGUAGGUAUUCUAGGAUAUGGGAGUAUCGGGCGCCAGAUUGCCCGGGUCUCCCACGCAUUGGGCAUGACCGUCCACGCGUACACGGCUACUCCACGCCCAACACCUGAAUCCCGCCGUGACAGCGGCUACAUCGUGCCCGGAACCGGAGACCCAGACGGCUCAAUCCCGGCAUCCUGGCACCACGGAACAGACCGAGAAUCAAUCCGCUCUUUCUUGGCUACCGGGCUCGAUCAUCUGGUGGUCUCACUUCCUCUGACUCCGCAAACAAACCGACUACUCGGCGCAGAGGAAUUCGCCAUUCUCUCCGACAACUCUCAUCACCAUGCGAGCAAGCCUUACGUGACGAACAUUUCACGAGGCAAGGUUAUCGACCAAAAGGCCUUGGUCGAUGCGCUGAAUUCUGGGGUCUUGGGUGGUGCUGCACUUGAUGUCACCGACCCUGAGCCUCUUCCUGAGGAUGAUCCUCUCUGGGAGGCAUCCAAUGUCCAAAUCAGUCCACAUGUCAGCGCCCUUGGGGUCGAGUAUUUCCCGCGCUCUCUUGAUAUCCUCGAGGUAAAUCUGGGGCGCAUUGCUCGGGGUGAGCCGUUUAUCAACUCUUAUAUACGUGGCAAAGGGUAUUAG
Molecule: messenger RNA, 1080 nt
Organism: Penicillium egyptiacum
Lineage: Eukaryota; Fungi; Ascomycota; Eurotiomycetes; Eurotiales; Aspergillaceae
Source: the annotation of a GenBank genome assembly